Ooceraea biroi (clonal raider ant) is the source of this 1134-nucleotide messenger RNA. RefSeq names its product transcription factor B4 (gene Tfb4). Gene Ontology annotation, cellular component: transcription factor TFIIH core complex; transcription factor TFIIH holo complex. The record is from RefSeq and is a predicted model, not a curated record. NCBI's taxonomy places the organism in Eukaryota, Metazoa, Arthropoda, Insecta, Hymenoptera, Formicidae. Gene Ontology annotation, biological process: nucleotide-excision repair; regulation of DNA-templated transcription.
AUCUGUUACACACUAGUCACACAUGUGCUGUGCACUUGCUCCCAGUUGUUUAUAUCGGAACGGAUGACGAGAAUGUGCACGCAAAUUCUCUAAUUAAAGCAAACAAACUUUCUAAUUGAAAACAAGGUUAUUUAACAACGAGAUGUCGACUGAUAAGUCCUUAGAAAUAGAGACCAGUUUGCUGGUAAUAGUGCUGGAUGUCAAUCCGGUGCAGCGGAUAGUGAGGCAAGAAUCUAAGAUACUGUCCCAGUGUCUGGACUCCACAAUUGUCUUUGCCAAUGCCCAUCUCAUGCAGUCGUCGAACAACGAACUCGCGAUAAUGGCAUGCCACAGUCACAGUGCCCAGUUUCUCUACCCAUGCGAGAGUACCGCAGAGAUCAGACAAAUGGACGGUCAGUAUGAAAGGUUCACCAUGGUGGAGCGUACGGUGCGCCAGCAGUUGCAGCAGGUCAUCAGCGAGAUCACCAUGGACCUGAGCGCGGAGAGCCUCAUCUCGGGCGCGCUUAGCAGGGCGUUGUGUUACAUAGCACGACUGGAGCGUGACAGGGUCGCUGGCCAAAAACUGCAUUCCAGAAUACUGGUGAUUACCGGCAGCCACGAUUCGGCCACGCAGUACAUGAAUUACAUGAAUAUAUUCUUCACGGCACAGAGAAUGAACGUCAUUCUGGAUGUGUGUAGCCUGGAUCAGGAGUUGACGCUCUUGCAGCAAGGCUGUGACAUCACUGGCGGUAAUUAUCUGAAGAUACCGCAGCUCGCUGGUCUACUGCAGUAUUUAUUGUGGGUUUUCUUGCCAGAUCCUAACGUUCGAUCAAAAUUAGUCCUCCCCCCACCGGUGAAGGUGGACUAUAGAGCAGCCUGCUUCUGCCAUCAGGAACUCGUUGAUAUUGGAUACGUCUGUUCUAUAUGUUUAUCAAUUUUUUGUAAAUUUAGUCCAAUAUGCACAACGUGUCACACGGUGUUCAAGAUGCCAGGACCUAUAUCCAUGAAAAUGAAGAAGAGGAAGAAGAAUGUAGACAUCGUUCAUUAAUAUUAUAUAUUUCAUGUAAUUUCGCAAAUAAAAAUAGAAACAGAAAAUCAAACUUUAAACAUUUGUAAAUAGAAACGUUGUCUUAAUAAUAAAAGCAAUUAUUCUAA